CCACAAGUCUCUCCAGAAGGUUUUUCAUUAGGUGUUGAGAUAAAGACAAGGGUGAGGAACUGAAAGGCAGAGAAACGACACAAACACAUGCAAUGAGGACUGUACUGCUGGUACUGGUGUUGGCUCUCUCUUCAGCAUCGUCAGAAGCAAAACCUAAAACACGAUUCACACACUUCCGCUCAUGGAACUCCCGGAUGUAUCCAAUGUGGAAGGAAGGAGACUCCCGGUUUCGAGACUGUUGGACUGGUGGAGAAGUUACAUUCACUGUGAAAAAUGAUGCACCCACCCUGACUGGCGCAAAGGCAACCUUUACCAUCGACCUUCACUUCCCCUCCAACCAGACAGUGCUUCCUGAUGGACAGGUGGUGUGGGCGCGUAACUGCACUGUAAAUGGAACACAGUACCGUCAGGGCCAGGCAGUAUACUCCGACCAGGUCUCCGGUCCCUCAGGAGAGUACAGCGGUGUCUUCCCUGAUGGCACCCCUUUCACUGGAAGAGCAGACAGGAAACCCCACUAUGUGUUUGUGUGGAAGACAUGGGGACGUUACUGGCAGGUGGCUGGUGGGCCCUCAUCCUCUCUUACCAUUGGUACAGACAAUGUGCCCCUUGGCUCUUACAACAUGGAGGUGGUUAUCUACCACACCCGUGGCAAGGACAAGUUCGUACCGCUGGGCUAUGCCUCCACAACCUUCUCCAUAACAGACCAGAUACCCUUUGCAGUGUCUCUGUCCCAAGUUAACGAUGUGAACAAGGCUGACCAGAACUUCAUCCAAAACCGAGCUAUUACCUUCAGCAUCAGCCUCCACGACCCCAGCCAAUACCUCAGCACCUCAGAUGUCACCUUCAACUGGGACUUUGGGGACAACAGUGGAACACUCAUCUCCAGGGAGAACCAGGUCACACACACAUACAUGACCGCUGGCACCUACAGGCCUCAAGUGGUCCUGAUGGCAAGUAUCCCCAACGGCUGUGACGCUCCGGUGGAUCCCAGCGCUGCCAGCCCCACAGCGAUGCCUGUGGAUCCCUCAGCUGUGGUUGUCGUGGUGGCUACCCCAGGGCCAGCUCCAGGUGACAUUGCCCUGGAUGUGCCUGCCUCUGAGGUUGCCCCUUCUGAGGCUGAUGGCGAUGUCACAGACACAGCUGGAGCCACAGCGCCGGAGGGAGUCGAGGUGGUCGCCUCAGCGGCCCCAGCAGCUGAAGAUCCAGCUGUCGUCACGGGAACAGAGGAUACUGCCGCUGUCCCUGCAGUAGAAGUUGAUGCCACGGCAGAAGACACAGCUGCCACAGCUGUGGAGGACCCUGCCAUACCUGCUGUGGAGGACCCUGCCGUACCUGCCGUGGAGGACCCUGCUGUACCUGCUGUGGAGGACACUGCUGUGGAGGACCCUGCCGUACCUGCCGUGGAGGACCCUGCUGUACCUGCGGUGGAGGACCCUGCCGUACCUGCCGUGGAGGACCCUGCCGUACCUGCUGUGGAGGACCCUGCCAUACUAACUGUGGAGGACCCUGCCCUACCUGCUGUGGAGGAACCUGCCGUACCUGCUGUGGAGGGAGAAACUGCUGCCCCCGUAGUCCCAGCAACCGAAGAAGCAGCUGCUGAAGCCUCUGUGGUAGAGGCAGCGGUCGAAGGUGUGGCCACCAUUGACACAGCGCCUUCGGUUUCUCCCCUUGCAGAGGGAGAGGAGGCCACCGUGGAGCUAGCGGCCACAGUCCUCCCAGAGAUCCAGGCGGUGGACACCGUUGCACCGGCACAGGGUGAGGUCGUUGUAGCGGAGGUUGAGGCCGCGGCUGCAACAGUGGUGGCCCCGGAUGCAAACGCCGUUGUUCCUGCCGCCACAGAGGCUGUAGCUGUGCUGGAAUUGGUACCAGCUGAACCUGCUGUUGAGACUGAGGCAGAGCUAGAGGUCGUAGAGGCCGUGAAUGAUGCAUCAGCUGGUGUCACUGCAGUGCCAGCAGCUGUGACUCUUCCAGUGGUGGUGGAUGGAGAUGUAGAGGCUGAGGUAGAGGCAGGAACAGAGGUCCAGGUGGAUCUGGUUGUGGCUAAAAGGCAGGCUCCUGAACUUGCAGCGGCCGACAACUGUAUGAUUUACCGUUAUGGCUCCUUCUCGACCGCUGUGGACAUCAUCCAGGGCAUUGAGAGUGUGGAGAUCACCCAGGUAGCCAAUGUGUUGUCUCUCACCACUGAGGUGGAGCAGAAUGCAGUGGAUUUGACCAUUAGUUGCCAAGGAAGCCUGCCCAAUGAAAUAUGCACCACCAUCUCGGACGCGGACUGCAUCACCCCUUUGGAGUCUGUGUGUAACAACGUGACUCCCUCCCCAAAUUGUCAGAUUAUCCUUCGCCAGUUCUUCAAUGACUCUGGAGUGUUCUGCAUCAAUGUGUCCUUGACCAACGACGUUAGUCUGGCUGUGGCAAGUGCUCAAGUCAGCGUGACAGUGGGCUCUACAUCUUCCAAAGCAGGAACUGUGGCUGCGGUUUUGGGCGUCAUGGUCCUUGUCUGUGUUGCUGGUACCAUCGCAUUGAGCUACAAGCGGUUUAAACAGUACCGUCCACUGAGGGAGGAUUCAACAGGCGGCAGCAGUGGCACCUCUGGUAUCACGUCCGUGCCGAUGUUGCUCUGGAACCUUCUGAGCCGACAAUCACCAGGAGAAAGAAGCCCACUGCUUCAGGGAAGGGUGGUGUGAACACUCACAACCAUCUGCACGCACACAUGCACAACACAUGAAUACCACUCAGACACUCACGUUAACUCAGCAAAUGUAAAAUACAUGUUAUACAUUGGGAAACUUGCGUGUGUUACCAUGAAGACACACCCUGACACUCAAAACUAAUGCAGAGGCAAACUGCAACAAGAGCAAGCAAUAUGAAGUAGAUGUAUUUUGUAUUGUUACACUGAAAGCAACUUUAAUAAAAACAAUUAUGUACUGUAUACAUUUUCAACACAGAACAAAAGAAAAAUGAAAUGUGUUUGUUUCUGGCAUCACUUUUGACAAAAUAAUAUAUUUAUUUUGACCCACAUACUUUUUUAAGAAGUUUACAUCUGGUAAUUUAUAUUGUUCAUUUUCUGUACUUGUUACUCACUCUUCUUAUAAUCUUAAAAAAUCAUUACAAUAAAUGACUACCUCUUUUAAUAAGCUUCCAACGCAUAAUUGGCUUUGCUAAUGAUUCUAAUUUCAAUUGCUGAUAAAAACACAGCACUUUUUUUUAUAUAAAAACAUUUCUGUCACCCAAAAGGAAGCAUUAAAACUUCAAUGAUGUAAGAGUCUUCAACUAUAGGUCAGAAUUCAUAUUUUACUAGUAUUCACUGAACUUGCAAAUAAAUGGCACUGUAGAAACUGUCCCCAGCCGUGGCCAAUGCAGUAAUUACUUUUAUUUGAACUUUACAUGUAAAGUCUCUGGGGCUUGCUUAAAUUUUUUUUUUACAGUUGAGUACUUUUACUUUAGACUUGUUACACCUCUGCAUCUAUGUUGAGAUUUAACUCAUUGUAAAGUGUUCACAGGCUGUACUUAAAACGUUUAUCACUUGCCUGUUGCUAAAAAUGUGGACCUCUCAAACAAAAACAAACCACUCACAUGCUUUGACUAAAAAGGCAAAUCCUGCUAACAAUAAUCGCUCCUCAAGAAGCACAAUUUAAACCUUGCCUUCACAAAAACAAAAAACUAAAUCUGUAUUUGUUCAGCCACAAGAUGGCAGACUGUAGCAUUAAAAUAAAUUAAGGAAAGUCUAAGAAAAACAGCCCAAACGAGGUAGAACUUACUGUCAUUACACUUUACAUUAAGUUGUAACAUAUUGCAGUGUUUUCUUGAUUGUUCAUUACAUAUAAAAAACAACCAUGUUACUUGUUU
Esox lucius (northern pike) is the source of this 3843-nucleotide messenger RNA. It is a transcript of the gene pmela, whose product is annotated as premelanosome protein a. Gene Ontology annotation, cellular component: melanosome. The transcript is spliced from 12 exons. The record is from RefSeq and is a predicted model, not a curated record. NCBI's taxonomy places the organism in Eukaryota, Metazoa, Chordata, Actinopteri, Esociformes, Esocidae. Gene Ontology annotation, biological process: melanosome organization. Bases 93 to 2681 code for a protein of 862 amino acids.